AUGAAUGGACAACAUCCUCGCCGCCGCCACAGCGGCCGUAGGGUGGCUCCACCGGCACAACAAGGACAACACCUCAAUCCUAACAUAUUCUUAAACCCCAACCUUUUCUACCUCCAACAGAACCCCAACUUUUUGCCUCACCUGAACCCCUUCCUUCAAAACCCUAGCAAUUUCCAAUUCCAGCAAAAUCCUAGCAAUUUUCCACCAAUUCAACAAAUCCCAAGUAAUAGUUUCCCAAUUUUGCAAAUCCCGAAUAAUUAUUGUUCGAACGUUAGACCUCAUAAUAAUAAUGAUGAUGAUGAUAGCAGCAGCAACAACUACAACAAAUUCCCGCAGCAACAGCAUCCUCAAGAAAAAUUACAGAACGAGGCGAUUGAAAGAGUUGAUAGGGCAGCUGUGACGGUUCGUGCUGACCUUUUGGCUUCUAAAGAGAAUGUAUCGGCUUGGAAAGUGUCGCAGGGUGCGUUACUAAUGGUAAAAGCGGAUUCUUGGGAGUCUUUGGGGUUUCAGAUGCAGCAAGUGCCCUCUAUAAACCGCCUUUUAGUCACUGAAGGAAAGAUUAAUGCCUUCAUCCACUGCUUUGCUGCUGUUAGAAGAAUUACUUCUUUGUAUGAUUUGGAAGUGGCAAUCUGCGAAAACGAGGGCAUUGAACGGUUUGAAGAGCUAGAAUUGGGUCCUUUGGUAAGACAUCCACUGGCCUUGCAUUAUUUUUCUGUGAGUCCUGAUGCUGCAGAAGUACACAGAAUAACAAGCGAAGAGAUAAUUUCCUACCUUGUCGAGUUCAUGGAUACUCAAAAAAGGAAACUUAAGGUUGAUGUUUUCUUGGAUUUUAUUGCCAAGAAGCAAUCUGUCUCCAACAGUGAAAACCUUUAUGUGCGCAUUCAGAACUUGAGAACAUAUGCUACUCACAUUCGACAAGCAAGACAAUCAGAAGAUCGAGCACUAGAAAAAUGCUUCGAGAAAAUGCAAAAGAAAUCUGCUAAAGGGGGCAGGAAACGCCCGCUCUUUUCUGCACAGAAAAAGCAGCUUGAUGACCAUUUUGGUUCGAUAUCCCAGCGCAUCAAAAAAUUUUGUGGCAAACACACAAGAUUUGUAUCUUCGAGUUCAGAAGAUUAUGAUAGUGAUGAUAAUGAAUCUGAAGAUAAUCAAAGUGAGAACAAUACACCCAGCAACUCCAGUACUUUACUACCAAAUCUUAGAGCAGGAGUCAGUAGCUGUCCUUAUCCAUCAGCAGCUGAAGAAAUGACACGGCUGGGUUUGAAAAGUGAUGUAGAUGGUAGCCUUUGUGUUCCUAGUGAUAGUGUAAGAUGCAGUGCUGAUACUGAGUCAUCUCAAAGAAAGAGAAAAUCUGAAAAUAUUAGUUUCAAAGCCUCUUCUCAGAAGCUGUUUAAAAGAGAGAAGUUUGACACAGAUAUCAAGGAAAAAGGUUUUAGCAAUCAGGGCACAAAUGAUUAUUUACUUCCCAAUGAUUCGUUAAGGAUGUUCAUUACAACUUGGAAGGAGGCAUGUCGGCUGAACAGUGUAGAGGAGGUUCUCGAGAGAAUGCUUCUGCUAUACAAUACAAAGAAAAAGAAGAAAGUCAAAGCAUUGUUUACAUCAUACCCAUGUGUUGGAUUGCUAAAUGUUGCAGUGACUUCUAUGAAAUUUGGAAUGUGGGAUAGUAUGUAUGACACUUUCCAAGCUUUGAGCCAACAAGAUUUGGCUGGCAACGUUUCUGAGAAUUCAGCGGAUUGCAUUAGCAUAGAUGUUGAACAAGCUGAAAAGGAUUUUGUCUCCAUAUCCCGGCAGAAAACUCUUAGGCGUGAGCAUGGAGUCACAGUUGAAGAUAUUGUGAAGAAACUUUCUGAAUAUUUUGAUGACGACAUCACAAGCUAUGAAAAUCCAUCUCGAGAAAAGAAAUUUUUUUUCUUGAGUGCACGAGAAAUCGAAGGCAAUUUAACUUCGAAGUGUCUCUUGUUUUCUGCACCUUUGUUAAAACCCCGUUGUGUUAGAGACCCAUUAUCCCAGAGCGAAAAAAAAAUGCAAGAAACUUCUGGUUCUGAAAUUUAUGUACCUAAAGAAGGAAUUUUUGGUACAGUUAGAUCCAAGGAUGCAAUUGAGAUGUUACUUAGAGCUCCAAUGUUAGCUGACUUGGACUUGUGGUCUCACUGGGACCUCGUAUUUGCUCCUUCUCUGGGUCCUAUUGUGGAAUGGUUGCUGAAUGAGGUCAACACCAAAGAGUUGUUAUUUUUGGCAACAAAAGAUGGCAAAAUAAUUCGUGUUGAUCAUUCAGCAACUUUAGACUCAUUCUUAAAAGUUUUCAUUGAAGGAUCUUCUUUUGAAACGGCAGUGCAACUACUGUCUUUGUAUGUAUUAUAUGGAGGUGAACAACACAUUCCUUUAUCACUUCUAAAGUGCCAUGCACGACAAGCCUUUGAAGUUAUAAUUAACAACUUAAUGGAGAUGGAGUUACAGAAGGAUCAGAAUCCCUUUGUUCACACAAAGCCAUUAUGUAAUCAGCAUAUAGUUGAUAAAAGCUCAUCCGGGAAUUUAGCCAUCAAUUUAUACAAAAACAAGAACGCAAUGAAUAAAGCAAUUCCUGUUGCUUCAAGGUUUAUACUUGAUUGUCUGAGUUAUUUGCCACUUGAGUUUUGCAGUUCUGCUGCAGAUGUAUUGCUUGCCGGGUUGCAAUAUUUUGUGAAGGAUGCAUCUUCAGCCAUCUUGACUGCAUGCAAGCAAAUAGAGCAGCGUCUCAUGCUUCAUGAAGUGGGGAUCUCUCUUGGGAUAGUGGAAUGGGUUAAUGAUUACCACUCAUUUCGUUCUUCUGUAGCAACUGAAACAUUGUCUUCUGGAUCUUCAUUCUCAAGUUUUCCUAAUUCUGAGUCCAAUACGCCCUCAAAGAUUAUGAAAGAUAUAUUGAACCAAGCACCUUCCUCUUUAGGUGAAAUGUUGGACUCCAAUGUUGUAGAUCGGCAUGAUGGCUAUGCUAAACUGGUCAGUAGCAUGGCUGAUUCAGCUAACGGUUCAGUUGAUGGUUUUGCUGUAAAUCCAGAGCAGCGUUUUUCCAUACAUGAUGAUCAUAGUGAUUAUGAUCCAGCCGGUGUUAUUGAAUCUAUUAGGCGAGAAGAAUUUGGUUUAGAUCAAAGUCUUUCAGUUACUGAAAAUAGAAUGUUGGGGAAACAACAUGCUCGUUUAGGCAGAGCACUACAUUGUCUCUCACAGGAGUUAUAUUCUCAGGAUUCACAUUUUCUUCUAGAGCUGGUUCAAAAUGCUGAUGAUAAUAUCUAUCCGGAAAAUGAAGAGCCCACUCUGACAUUCAUUCUUCAGGAAACAGGUAUUAUUGUGCUAAACAAUGAGCAAGGCUUUUCUGCUAAUAACAUCAGAGCUCUUUGUGAUGUUGGAAACUCAACAAAAAAGGGUCAGAAUGCUGGAUACAUUGGGAAGAAAGGCAUUGGCUUCAAAUCAGUAUUUCGGGUUACUGAUGCUCCAGAAAUCCACUCCAAUGGAUUUCAUCUUAAAUUUGAUAUAUCUGAAGGCCAAAUUGGUUUUGUUUUGCCCACAAUUGUUCCUCCCUGUAACAUUGACUUGUAUACGAGAUUGGCUUCUGCGGAUACUGAUCAACUGAAUCGCAACUCUUGGAACACAUGCAUAGUUCUUCCUUUUAGAUCAAACCUGUCUGAAGGCCUCCCCGUGAAUAACAUCAUAUCUAUGUUCUCAGAUCUUCAUCCAUCUUUGCUACUUUUUCUUCAUCGUCUUCAGUGCAUUAAGUUCAGAAACAUACUAGAUGAUUCACUAAUUGUUAUGAGGAAAGAAGUUGUAGGUGAUGGUAUUAUAAAAGUUGCAAUCGGGAAUGAGAAGAUGACUUGGUUAGUAGUGUCUCAGAAAUUGCAGGCUCAUAUCAUUCGUCCUGACGUACAAACAACAGAAAUCUCAGUGGCAUUUACGUUGCUGGAAACAGUUGAUGGAGAAUUGGUCCCAAUUCUUAACCAGCAGCCUGUUUUUGCCUUUCUUCCUCUUAGAACAUAUGGUCUUAAGUUUAUUCUCCAAGGUGAUUUUAUAUUGCCUUCAUCGAGGGAAGAGGUUGAUGGAAAUAGUCCAUGGAACCAGUGGUUACUCUCCGAAUUCCCAGGCUUGUUUUUUGGUGCAGAGAGAUCUUUUUGUGAUCUUCCUUGUUUUAGGGGGAGCCCUGGAAAGGCUGUUGCAGCAUUUAUGAGUUAUAUUCCACUUUUGGGGGAAGUCCAUGGGUUUUUUGCUAGCCUUCCACGGAUGAUACUUUCUAAAUUGCGCUUGUCAAAUUGCUUACUGCUGGAAGGUGAUGAGAAAGAAUGGGUUCCUCCUUGCAGGGUUCUGAGAAAUUGGACUGACCAAGCUCGUUCUCUAUUACCAGAUAGUUUACUUCACGAGCAUCUUGGCCUUGGUUACUUGAAUAAAGAUAUAGUUAUAUCUGAUACAUUAGCAAUGGCUUUAGGCGUAGAAGACUAUGGACCCAGAAUUUUACUUAAGGUUAUUAUUUCAUUGUGCUGUUCAGAUAAUGGUCUGAAAUCGAUGGGCUUCAGUUGGUUAUCUUUUUGCCUCAGUGCCAUUUAUGUGUUGUCGUCACAUUCUUCUGGUCAAACUCCCUCCAGUCGUGAGACUGGAUCGGAUAUCACAUGUGAACUUCGGAGAACCCCAUUUAUUCCUCUUUCGGAUGGUAAAUACAGUUCAGUGGAAGAAGGCACCAUUUGGUUGCAUUCUGAUGUUGUAGAUCUAGGGAUUAAUGAUGAAUCUGUUUUCAAGGUUUUCCCUAAACUGUAUGAUAGGCUGCGGAUUGUGAGUCCCAACCUCAUUUCUGCAGCUGCUUCUGUUGAGAACUCCUCCUCUGACACGUCCAUAGUGGAGAAUGUUACAAGGCUGCUUUAUCGAGUAGGUGUUCAGCAGUUAUCCGAUCAUGAAAUUGUGAAGGUUCACAUCCUACCAGCUCUCUCUGGUGGUGGAAGUGGAUUGGGACUGGAAGAACUGAUGACAGAGUACCUCUCUUUUGUAAUGUUCCAUCUACAAUCAGGUUGUACUACCUGUAGCACAGAAAGGGGGGACAUUAUUUCAGAGUUACGGGACAAGGCUCUAAUCUUAACAAAUUAUGGCUACAAACGACUUAGUGAGGUGCCGAUCCAUUUUAGUAUAAACUUUGGAAAUCCUGUUGAUGUAAAUAAGUUAAUUAUUGGCCUUGAUGUGAAAUGGCACGAAAUUGACACGGCCUAUUUGAAGCAUCCAAUUACCAAAUUAGUAUCUAGUGGAAUGCUGAAGUGGAGACAUUUCUUACUAGAAAUAGGAGUAACUGAUUUCGUGAAAAUAGUUCAAGUUGAGAAGUGUAUUUCUGAUACGUCUCAUGAUGCAAUGAAGACUACAUUGUGGAAUGGAGACAUGUUUCCUACGAGUUCUGUGGCCAAAAAUUGGGAAUCUGAAGAGUUGUUUCAUUUGCUAUCAAAACUGUCUUUGAGAGGCAAUCAGGAAAAGUGCAAGUACUUCUUGGAGGUGCUUGAUACGCUAUGGGAUGACUAUUUUAGUGAUAAGGUUACCGGUUAUUGCAUUGAUUCCACUGGUGAAAGCAAACCAUUCAAAUCAUCACUUAUGUGCGUCCUCCACGAUGUUUCAUGGAUAGUGUCGAGUAUAGAUAAUGAACUUCAUUUUCCUAAAGAUUUAUUCCACGACUGCACAGCAGUUAACUCGGUUCUAGGUGUUAGUGCCCCUUAUGCCAUUCCGAAGGUGAGGAGCAGAAAGUUGGUAGAUGAUAUUGGUCUAAAAACUGAGGUUACUCUUGAUGAUGCUCUAUCUAUUCUACAAGUUUGGAGAAGAUCUGAAAUAUGUUUCAAGGCUAGCAUCUCUCAAAUGUCAGAUUUUUACACAUUCAUCUGGAAAGAAAUGUCUACGUCAAAGCAGAAAAUAGUGGAGGAAUUACGUUCUGGACCUUUUAUUUUUGUUCCAUGUGCAUCCAACUCUUCACGUGAGGAUGCAAUACCUGGUGCCUUUUUAUCACCUCAGGAAGUAUAUUGGUACGAUAGCACUGGUUCCAUGGACCAAAUGAAGUUGAAUGAUCAGGACUGUGUUUCAAAUAUUGCAAGUUCCUUGAGAAAAAUGCUACGUAAUUUUUAUCCUAACCUUCAUGACUUCUUUGUAAAUGAGUGUGGAGUGGAUGAGAUUCCUCCUUUCCGUAGCUACCUCCAGAUUUUGCUGCAGUUAUCUACUGUUGCUUUACCUCACCAGGCUGCAAAGACAGUUUUCCAGGUUUUCUUACAUUGGGGUGAUGCAAUAAUAUCUGGAUCGAUGAGUUUGGAAGAUGUUGAGUACCUGCAAGAUAGUCUUCUGAAAAAGGAAUAUGCUGUGCUUCCCACUAGACAAGAUAAAUGGGUUUCUCUACACACAUCAUUUGGUCUUGUCUGUUGGUGUGAUGAUGAUGAUUUAGGAAGGGAAUUCAAGCAUCUAGAAGGUGUCAACUUUCUGUACUUCGGGGAAUUUCCUGAUGAAGAACACUUGAUGCUUCAUGCAAAAAUCUUAAUCAUUAUGAACAGAUUAGGGAUUCCUGCUCUCUCAAAGAUUGUAACUCGCGAGGCAAUAUAUUAUGGUCCAGCAGACUGUAGUUUCAUAUUUUCUCUGGUGAAUUGGGCUCUUCCUUAUGCUCAACGCUAUAUCUUGAAUGCGCAUCCAGAUAAAUUUUUUCAACUGAAGCAGUCUAAUUUUGAAGAUCUGAGGCGUUUGAAGAUUGUUGUUGUUGAAAAGUUGUUUUACCGUAAUGUUAUGAAGUGCGAGAUUACAUCAAAGAAAAGAUAUGAAUGUAGUUGCCUAUUACAGGACAACAUCCUAUACUGCAGUCGAGAAUCAGAUUCCCACUCAAUAUUCAUGGAACUUUCUCGCUUACUAUACGAUGGAACGCCCGAAUUGCAUUUUGCAAAUUUUCUUCACAUGAUCGUGACCAUGAUAGAAUCACAUUCAACUGAGGAGCAAAUAGAGUUCUUCAUUUUGAACAGCCAAAAGGUGCCAAAACUCCCUACCGAAGAACCUGAGUGGUCCCUUUCAGUGGAGAAGAAUGCAACACUAGUGGAAAAUUCUGUUUCAAGAAAGACAGAGGAACAAAACCCUACAGUGUUCAAGAGGAGACCUGGCAUCAACUCAAAUUGGCCACCUGCUGAUUGGAAAACUGCACCUGGUUUCAAUUUUGCCUGUCGUACAGUUGGAUUCAAUACACCAGCAGGUAGCGGCCUGCAGCAAACUACAAAGAAGGAUGGUAUCAAAGAAAAUGUUGAAAAAUCGGUGGUUGAGGCCGGCAGUGAAUCAACUAUAGAUGGUGAUCCAAUAGUAAUUAGUCCACCAGCUUCACUAAAUGCUGAGAUUUCAGAAAGUAUGUUUAAUUUGGCAAGCAACACGAUUGAUUCUGAUAUGAAUGUGGCACUUGAUUCUGUUGAUCUCGUCGAUAGCCUGAAUUUUAGUUCAUCAAAUUCUAUGGAGAGAGAUCACUUAUAUGUAGAUGCCGCCAAUGCACAACAGGCAUUGUUUACAGGGAGACUAGGAGAGUUUGUAGCUUUCAAAUAUUUUACCGAGAAAGUCAAUGGAAUGUUUGUGAAAUGGGUCAAUGAAGCUAAUGAAACUGGGCUACCCUAUGACAUUACUAUAGGUGGUGAUGAAAAUAGGGAAUACAUUGAAGUCAAAGCAACCAAAUCCGCAAGAAAGAAUUGGUUUGUUAUAACAAUGAGAGAGUGGCAAUUUGCAGUUGAGAAAGGUGAGUCUUUUAGCAUAGCUCAUGUGACUUUAUCUGGUAAAAAGAUGGCAAAGAUUACCAUAUAUAAAAAUCCAGCAAGACUCUGCAAGCUUGGUAAUCUAAAGUUAGCCAUGCUGGUGCCAAAAUAG
Fraxinus pennsylvanica is the source of this 7857-nucleotide messenger RNA. Lineage: Eukaryota; Viridiplantae; Streptophyta; Magnoliopsida; Lamiales; Oleaceae. The record is from the annotation of a GenBank genome assembly.